AUGUCCAACGUGCGGUCGAUGGCUGCACGUGCAACACAAGAGCGGGAUGGCUCAGUCAGACGAAGCCAUGGUGAAGACAGCGGGACACACCAUAUUGCGCGCACGCUGAGAGUGCACCCUCUGCCCACGCAAAUUCCUGAAGCUCGUCUCAAGAGCGAUCCUCUGACUGCCCUCAAGCGGUUCCAUUCGCGCGAAGGGAUCGUGCAUACCGGCCAUGCCACGGAGUUCAGCGUGGAACAGUUGAGUUUGAAGGUGAGGGAUUUGUUGCAGGCACUCAGUCAAGUAUGGGAGAACAACACGACGCCAAAUUCGACGCUGCAAUUCAGGGCAGACAAGAAUUUCGUGCUUUCCACGAAGAUCAUCUACUACGGAGUCGCCACGAAGAAGAGCCGUAACUUCGGGGGCCCCUUAGUUUUCUUCGUCACCUCAUCACGAAUUUCUCAAGGCUCCAUCCGCCAAGCCUCGGACAACGUCCCACCUGCGUCCUUCGUCGCCAUCCCAGACGUCCGGGUACUCGACGACUAUGUCCCUCUGAACUCCACUCCCAACAUCUCCCCAGACGCAGUGCCAUUUGAGACCCUGCUGAUAUCCGACCAUGUCAGCCCCGAUGAGGGAGGCGUAGCCUCAGUUGCUCUGCUGCACGCGGAGAACGCUUCCGCUCUGUGUCUUGCCAAGUUCGCUCCCAUCGCACUUAGACUGACGCCUCGCUAUCACAUAUCUGACGCGGGAGAGGGCGGUCUCGGGCUGUUUGCGACCACGAAUAUCGCCCGAGGCGAGCUUGUCUUACGGGAACGGCCGCUCAUCGUGUACCCGCAGAUGCUCCCCUUCUAUAGCACUCGACCCGCUGGCCAGCAGUACCCCGAGCUCGAACGUGCGAUGGAACUUAUGUCAACAGACAAGCAGGAGGCAUUCUUCGGGCUCAUGAACGCCCAGCAGGAGGAGCCUUCGCUCGUCAAGGGUAUCAUCGACACGAACGCCCUGUACGUCGGCUCGCUUCCUGGUGCCCCACACCAGUACGCCGGCGUUUGCGAGCACAUCUCGCGAAUCAACCACAGCUGUUCCCCCAACGCGGCCUACCGGUUCGACCUCGCCGCCUUCGCCUUCGAGGUCCGUGCGCUCUUUCCCAUCCGCCCAGGCGAGCAAGUCUCCAUCGCAUACACCGACCCCGCCCUCCCGCGCGCGGCACGCCAGCACGCGCUGCUCUCGUCCUACGGCUUCACCUGCGCCUGCCCCGCGUGCUCCCUCCCCAGCGCGGCCCUGUCCCUCAGCGAGAUGCGGCGCCGCCUCAUUGCGCGCGCUGACGCCGACGCCGCGGCGCGCGACGCGGCGCUCGCGCGGUGGGCAUGCACCCCGUCGCUGCCGGACGCGCACGGCGCAGCGGGGGACGCGACGUACGUGGGCAUGUUCGAGGCGGAGCGGCUGUACUACGAGCCGGUCUGGGAGGGCUUCGUGGGGCGGCUGUGCAGGGCGGCGUGUGCGCGCGGGGACGCGGAGGGCGCGCAGGGGUGGGCGGCGCUCGCGGCGGACGUGUGCCGCGCGUACAUGGGCGAGGGGAGGGGGUGGGACGCGGUCGCUGCGGGGCCGGAGCGGACGGGCUGGUGGGGGGUGCGGGCGAGGGCGGUGGAGGAGGCCGCGCGGGAGAGACGGGAGAGAGGAGACGAGGACGAGCUGCAGGAGCGCACGGGGGCGGACGGAGCUUAACAGCUGGAUGUUCGCCUUGGAUGGCAGCGCCGCGUUUCCUCUGCUCCGUCGUGGGCGUUUUCUCAGCCCGCCUGGAGGAUCCAGAUCUGUGCCUGUCAAGAACUCUCCGACAUCGGACGCUGGAGGGUUGCCAUAAGGAGGAUGCGGUUUCGGGUGGCGGUGGCCAGUCGAAGAAGGAAACGCUGGUUUACGCUCUCGACCGCAUGGUGCCUUACAUCAUCUAGAGAGACCGGUAUAUUGCCGUUGUUCACGCUGAAGAGACCGUGUGAGCAUCCGCUCGUCCUGCGUCUCUUCGAACUGCCCUCUGCAUUGCGUCGCGCCAGCACCCCCGCCUGCGGUCCCUGCCGCAUGUUGGAGCCUGACAUUCAUUAGGCGUUAAUCUUACUCGGACGUCCCGCAUAUCAAACGAUGGCGAUACCGUCGUCCUUGCUUUCCCAUUUUCUCAGUCUCAUCUACCGUCGUCCUCCCACAGGCGUCUCGUGAGCCUUCCUCAGCACCUACUCGUCUCAGCAUGACAGGCGUGCACUGCUCGAGUCCUGUCCGAGGGCCAUCCCACCCACCCGCAGCGCACGCACGUCGGCCGGCCAUUC
Molecule: messenger RNA, 2291 nt
Organism: Dichomitus squalens LYAD-421 SS1
Lineage: Eukaryota; Fungi; Basidiomycota; Agaricomycetes; Polyporales; Polyporaceae
Product: SET domain-containing protein
Exons: 8
Coding region: 1-1701 (566 amino acids)
Molecular function (GO): protein binding
Source: RefSeq, a predicted model, not a curated record